AUGGCGUUCACGGCCGACACAUUGCGCGAGUCGACCAUGGGGAAACUGCGUGGCUACGACUUCUACCGCGCCAUUGGCUCCCCCAGGUGUAUCGUAGCGCCAAUGGUAGAUCAAUCCGAGUUGGCCUUUCGAAUGUUGUGUCGGACGCUCGGAGCCGACUGCUGUUACACGCCCAUGCUUCACAGCCGCCUGUUCGUUGAGAGUGCUGAGUACCGUGACAAGAUGUUUGAGCACCAUAUCCACGACCGGCCACUGAUCGUGCAGUUUUGUGGCAAUGAUCCGACGACUGUGUUAACAGCGGCCAAGAUGGUGGAGCGCCAUUGUGACGCCGUGGACCUGAAUCUGGGCUGUCCGCAGGGCAUCGCUCGCAAGGGCCACUAUGGAUCCUUUUUGAUGCAUGACAAGGGGACUGUCAAGUCUAUAGUGGAGACGCUGAGUGCUGGACUUGCUAUUCCCGUGACGGUCAAGAUCCGAGUCUUUCCAGAUGACAGGGAGACGCUGGAGUUUGCCCAGAUGUUGCAAGACGCUGGAUGUGAUCUACUGACGGUGCACGGCCGUACAAAAGAGAUGAACAAGACCGCAGUGGGCGCGAUCAACUGGGACAUUAUUCGACGCAUUAAGGAACGAUUGAGCAUUCCUGUGAUUGCAAACGGAGGAGUGGAGACCCAUGAGGACAUCGCGCGAUGUCUUGAGGCUACGGGUUGCGACGGCGUGAUGAGCUCUGAAGGAGUGCUGGAGAACCCGGCGCUAUUUGCGGACGGGAACAAUGCACCCGGGACAGACACGUCAUUUCUAGAGCUGGCGAGACAAUACCUUGAAUUUGCAACGCUGUAUCCACCCGCGAGUGAUAAAAUUGUGCGUGCACAUCUCUUCAAGAUUCUGUUCCAGGAUCUGCGUGUGCACUCGGACUUACGCGACGCGCUGGCAGCUGCAAAGUCGCAAGAGGAGAUGGUGCACAUUGUCGAUGAGCUUGCUGAGCGCUUGAAUAGAUCAGUAGACACGACUGCAGAGGGUGAUAUGAAGAAAGGUAUGAUAUACGCCGCCAAGACAAGUUGGUAUCGCCGCCACCGACAAGGCCAGGAGAAGCUUCGACGUCGCGACUCGUACGAAAAGUGUCUGGAUACCGGCUUUGGCAAUUUGUUUGGGUGA
This is a messenger RNA of Peronospora matthiolae, 1149 nucleotides long. The record is from the annotation of a GenBank genome assembly. NCBI's taxonomy places the organism in Eukaryota, Oomycota, Peronosporomycetes, Peronosporales, Peronosporaceae.